Mizuhopecten yessoensis (Yesso scallop) is the source of this 1622-nucleotide messenger RNA. RefSeq names its product eukaryotic translation initiation factor 2 subunit 2-like. Gene Ontology annotation, biological process: formation of translation preinitiation complex; formation of cytoplasmic translation initiation complex; translational initiation. The transcript has 9 exons. The coding region runs from base 168 to 1160 and encodes 330 amino acids. The record is from RefSeq and is a predicted model, not a curated record. Gene Ontology annotation, molecular function: translation initiation factor binding; translation initiation factor activity; mRNA binding. Lineage: Eukaryota; Metazoa; Mollusca; Bivalvia; Pectinida; Pectinidae. Gene Ontology annotation, cellular component: eukaryotic translation initiation factor 2 complex.
AUUAUGUCGACCUUGACCGACAAUCUGAAAUCAUCUGAUGCAAGCGGCUUGUUCUUCGUAAUAUCAGAAGUGUUAAAUUCGUGUUAUAUAAGGGAAAAGAAGAGUAUACAAGUCACUCUACAAUUUAAUUGUAUCAAGGAAGUUUUGUGGUUCAAUUUAAAGAAAAAAUGGCAGAGGAUGAAUCGUUCAUGCUUGACUUGAAGAAGAAAAAGAAGAAGAAGAAGGUACCGUUUGAUAUGGACAGUGCUGAGACAACUGAUGGGCCAGCAUCCCAGACAGACGCUACAGAUGAACUAAAUGAGGAACAAGAAAAACCUGAAAAGUCAGAAAAAAUAGACGAUGACAUGUCCUUUGACUUCACAAAUACAAAGAAAAAGAAGAAGAAGAAGAAGGCAUUUGACAUGGACGAUGUGGGUGAGGCUUUACCUGAGUCAACUGAAAACACAGAAACUCCAGCCUACCAAGAUGGACAGGAUGCAGUGACCACAGAUGAUCUGACUGGCGACUUCAACCUUGACCUCCCACAAAGGAAGAAAAAGAAGAAGAAGAAGAAUGUGGACUUUGAGGCCAUAGAGGAUCCUGACGAAGCAGAUGACGAUGAUACCAUAGAUGCCAGGGAUGACAGAGUGUCUGGUAACGUUCCUGAGGGUAAAUCCUGGCUCGGAUCAGAUAGAGAUUACACAUAUGACGAGUUGUUAUCCAGAGUGUUCGACAUCAUCAGGGAGAAGAAUCCAGACAUGGUUGCUGGUGAAAAGAAAAUUUUCAAAAUGCGGCCGCCACAGGUCCUUAAAGUUGGAACUAGGAAAACGUCGUUUGCUAACUUUGCAGAUAUUUGUAGAUUUUUACACAGACAGCCCAAACAUGUCCUCGCGUUUUUGUUGGCAGAAUUGGGAACAAGUGGAUCUGUUGACGGAAAUAACCAGCUGGUCAUAAGAGGAAAGUACAACCAGAAACAAAUUGAAAACGUUCUUAGGCGAUAUAUCAAGGAAUAUGUGACUUGCCACACAUGUCGAUCACCCGACACCCUCCUUCAAAAAGACACGCGACUGUUCUUCCUACAGUGUGAAACGUGUGGAUCAAGGUGUUCUGUGGCUAGUAUCAAAUCAGGAUUCCAGGCCGUCACAGGCAAACGUGCUGCAAUUCGUGCUAAGACUGCGUAAGAUUAUAAAAAAUGGACACAAAAAGAUGUGCAAAGAAAAUACAAAUAAACAUACACUUCAUUGCAUAGGAAUACACAUAGGGAACAUCAUCAGUGACUACUAGUUCUUUGUGAAAAAUUCAAUUGUAUGGAAAUUAAAUUAAAUUAGUUUUUCCAGCAUUUGUGUAAUUCUCUUUAAAGUUAUAAUUCUAAAUAUUACGUUUGUGGAAUAACACGUCCUUGUGAUCAAUUCUAUUGGCUCCACCUAAGAAGUUUCUUGAAUUCGGCAAUUUAGGUAAUUUAGGUUCGCAGGUUUAUGGUGUUGAAGAGAAGAAAUAACCCAUGUUGUUUAUUAUAUCGAGUGUAUGUGAUCCGUUGUAUGCUUGGAAGAUCAAUUGGAACUUUCUGAUGCAUAUCCAUUUCAUACUCAAUGAAGCAUGGCAGAAUAUUUAUGAUUAUUGCAAUUAAAACGUAAUUCAUUUGU